UUGUGGAAGCGGUAAGUAUCCUCAACGGAUAAAUUUUCCACAACCCGACAAGCCCUCGCAUCGAUCCAUCGAGCACCUUCCCCGAUCGCUUUCCCCAGUUUUCGUCGCUCCAACAAAGAUGGAAAUGGAAAGGACGAGGCUUCGAGAUCGAAAGCAAGACUAUGGAAUCGUCGACCUCUGAUCGUCUCAUCCUUCCUCUUCCUUGCGAUCCGAAUCGUCGUCGUCCGAUUCAAUAGACUGCGUUCUCACCUCCGAUCGCGAUCUCGAUGGCGUGGUUUCGCGCAGCGUCGGGGGUGGCCCGCAUCGCCCUCCGUCGAAACCUAGCUCGAGGGCCUCUCCACCGCGGCGCUAGGGCUGGAUGGGGUUACCCGCUCCAGCCAGCGCGCUGCUUCCACUCGACCCACCUCCGGCGGCAGGCGCCCCACCCCCGCCCCGUGCCGCUCUCGCGCCUCUCCGACAGCUUCCUAGAUGGAACCAGUAGCGUUUACCUGGAGGAGCUGCAGAGGGCCUGGGAAGCUGACCCAAGCAGCGUGGACGAGUCAUGGGAUAAUUUCUUCCGUAACUUCGUCGGUCAGGCCGCAACUUCCCCGGGGAUCUCAGGCCAGACCAUCCAAGAGAGCAUGAGGCUGCUUCUCCUCGUCAGGGCUUACCAGGUUAAUGGCCACAUGAAGGCCAAGCUCGAUCCACUAGGUUUGGAGGAGCGCGGGACCGUCGAUGACUUGGAUCUGGCCCUCUAUGGCUUCAGUGAAGCGGAUUUGGACAGAGAGUUCUUCCUCGGAGUGUGGAAGAUGUCGGGGUUCCUGUCGGAGAAUCGCCCUGUCCAGACUCUUCGCUCCAUCCUGGAAAGGCUCGAGCAGGCUUAUUGUGGUACUGUCGGCUACGAGUACAUGCACAUUCCAGACCGCGAGAAGUGCAAUUGGCUGAGGGAAAGGAUUGAGACCGUUAAUCCUAGGGAGUACACCCGGGAGCGUCGCGCCGUCAUCCUUGAUCGGCUUACUUGGAGUACACUGUUUGAGAAUUUCUUGGCCACAAAGUGGAAGGCUGCAAAAAGGUUUGGACUUGAAGGUGGAGAGACUCUGAUUCCAGGUAUGAAAGAGAUGUUUGACAGAGCUGCCGACUUGGGGGUGGAGAGCAUUGUGAUUGGGAUGCCUCACAGAGGAAGAUUGAAUGUUCUCGGAAAUGUAGUUAGAAAGCCUCUGCGGCAGAUUUUCAGUGAAUUCAGUGGUGGUACUAAACCUGUGGAAGAGGGAGAAGGGCUGUAUACAGGUACUGGGGAUGUGAAGUAUCAUUUAGGUACUUCGUAUGAUAGGCCCACAAGAGGUGGAAAAAGGAUCCACUUAUCGUUGGUUGCGAAUCCAAGUCAUCUUGAAGCAGUUGAUCCUCUUGUGGUCGGGAAGACGAGGGCAAAACAAUAUUAUUCUCACGAUAUUGAAAGGACCAAAAAUAUGGGAAUUUUGAUCCACGGUGAUGGAAGCUUUGCAGGUCAAGGUGUGGUGUAUGAGACAUUGCAUUUAAGUGCUCUCCCCAACUACACAACGGGCGGGACAAUUCAUUUGGUUGUCAACAAUCAAGUUGCAUUCACAACUGAUCCAAAAUCUGGGAGGUCUUCACAGUACUGCACUGAUGUUGCUAAAGCUUUAGACGCCCCAAUAUUCCAUGUGAAUGGUGAUGAUGUUGAGGCAGUCGUGCAUGUGUGUGAGCUUGCAGCUGAAUGGCGCCAGACAUUCCAUUCAGAUGUGGUUGUUGAUUUAGUCUGCUAUCGCAGGUUUGGCCAUAAUGAGAUUGAUGAGCCCUCUUUCACACAGCCAAAAAUGUAUCAGGUUAUUCAAAAUCAUCCAAGUUCGCUUUCACUAUAUCAAAAGCAACUCCUGGAAUCAGGACAGAUCUCUAAAGAGGAUAUUGAAAGGACACAAAGCAAAGUUACUAAUAUCCUGGAAGAAGAAUUCGUUAACAGCAAAGAUUAUGUCCCCAAAAGAAGGGAUUGGCUUUCUGCUUAUUGGGCCGGUUUUAAAUCACCAGAACAAAUUUCACGUAUACGGAAUACUGGUGUCAAGCCAGAAAUCCUCAAACGUGUUGGACAAGCCAUUACUACUCUUCCUGAGAACUUCAAGCCUCACAAAGCAAUCAAGAGAAUUUUUCAGCAGCGAGCUGAGAUGAUUGAAACUGGGGAAGGUAUUGAUUGGGCACUUGCUGAAGCUCUCGCUUUUGCAACCCUUAUAGUGGAAGGUAACCAUGUCAGAUUGAGUGGACAAGAUGUAGAAAGAGGGACCUUUAGUCAUAGGCAUUCUGUGGUUCAUGAUCAAGAGACUGGAGAGCAGUACUGCCCUCUGGAUCAUAUCAUCAUGAACCAAGAUGAGGAAAUGUUCACAGUUAGCAACAGCUCACUUUCAGAGUUUGGUGUCCUUGGCUUUGAAUUGGGCUACUCUAUGGAGAAUCCUAAUUCAUUGGUUCUUUGGGAAGCACAGUUUGGUGAUUUUGCAAAUGGAGCUCAAGUAAUUUUUGAUCAGUUUUUGAGUAGUGGAGAAGCAAAGUGGCUGCGCCAAACAGGGCUUGUUUGUUUGCUUCCACAUGGUUACGAUGGUCAAGGUCCAGAGCAUUCAAGUGGGAGAGUAGAACGCUUUCUCCAGAUGAGUGAUGACAACCCGUAUGUGAUACCAGAGAUGGAUCCGACGCUAAGGAAACAGAUCCAAGAAUGCAAUUGGCAAGUUGUUAAUGUGACAACUCCUGCAAAUUAUUUUCAUGUUCUGAGACGCCAGUUACACAGAGAUUUCAGAAAACCUUUAAUUGUGAUGUCUCCUAAAAAUCUUCUCCGUCACAAGGAUUGCAAGUCACAUCUAUCUGAAUUUGAUGAUGUCUUGGGCCACCCUGGGUUCGAUAAGCAGGGAACACGGUUCAAACGUCUUAUAAAAGAUCAAAAUGACCAUAGAGAGAUUGAGGAGGGUAUUAAUCGUCUAAUUUUAUGCUCUGGAAAGGUGUACUAUGAAUUGGAUGAAGCACGGAAAAAAAAGGAACGCAGUGAUGUCGCAAUUUGUAGAGUUGAACAACUAUCACCUUUCCCAUAUGACCUCAUCCAGCGGGAGCUGAAAAGAUAUCCAAAUGCAGAGAUUGUUUGGUGCCAAGAAGAGCCAAUGAACAUGGGUGCCUAUUUCUACAUCAACCCUCGUCUUUACACGGCUAUGAAAGCGCUAGGACGAGGCAACAUAGAGGACGUCAAAUAUGUGGGAAGGGCACCUUCCGCAGCCACAGCAACUGGCUUCUCAUCCGUUCAUGUGCAAGAGCAAAAUGAGAUAUUGCACAAGGCAAUGCAGCUAGAACCAAUUAAAUUUACUUCCCAUGCCACAUAGAAAUUUCUUAUGUUUUGAAAUAAUCCCCCGUGUCAUGUAAGAAAGAUGAUCUCAGAGACUGACUGGUCUCACUACUUCAGUAAUAAUCGUUUAGCACCAUGGAUUGGUUUGUAUGAGGUGCUAUUUCCAAUACCUUGAAGGAGAAAUAUGUAUAUUGCAUAUCUUGUAUUGGAUUAUGGAUCUUUUUCGUCGCAA
Messenger RNA from Zingiber officinale, 3539 nucleotides. Its product is annotated as 2-oxoglutarate dehydrogenase, mitochondrial-like. The coding region runs from base 267 to 3344 and encodes 1025 amino acids. The transcript is spliced from 8 exons. NCBI's taxonomy places the organism in Eukaryota, Viridiplantae, Streptophyta, Magnoliopsida, Zingiberales, Zingiberaceae. Gene Ontology annotation, cellular component: oxoglutarate dehydrogenase complex; mitochondrion. Gene Ontology annotation, biological process: tricarboxylic acid cycle. Gene Ontology annotation, molecular function: thiamine pyrophosphate binding; oxoglutarate dehydrogenase (succinyl-transferring) activity. The record is from RefSeq and is a predicted model, not a curated record.